AUGGGCCCGACCCGGAAGCCCAACGUGUGCCACCGGCUGAGUCGUAGGGCGCUGGGCAGCUUCUCGCGCGACGCAGGCGUGGUGCAGAGGACGAACCUAGGCAUCCUGCGGGCGCUGGUGUGCCAGGAAAGUACAAAAUUUAAGAAUGUUUGGACAACUCAUUCCAAGUCACCUAUAGCCUAUGAGAGAGGAAGAAUAUAUUUUGACAAUUAUCGGUGCUGUAUCAGCAGUGUUGCAUCAGAGCCAAGAAAACUUUAUGAAAUGCCAAAAUGUUCCAAAUCAGAAAAAAUAGAGGAUGCUUUAUUGUGGGAAUGCCCAGUGGGGGAAGUACUUCCCAAUCAGUCAGAUUAUAAGUCCUCACUCAUAGCACUGACUGCUCAUAAUUGGCUGCUUUGUAUAUCAGCAACUACAGGAAAAGUCCUUGAGAAAAUAUAUCUUGCUUCUUAUUGCAAAUUCAGAAGUGUCAGUGCAACACUAGUUUCAAACAAUGUUACUGUGGUAGCUAUGUGUCUUUCAGCAGGCAUUCAACAACCUGUUCUGCUGUACCUCGCAGUGUUUCGAGUUCUGCCUUUUUCACUUGUAGGGAUUCUAGAGAUCAACAAAAAGAUAUUCGGGAAUGUUACAGAUGCUACCUUGUCUCAUGGAAUACUGAUUGUGAUGUACAGCUCGGGAUUGGUCAAACUGUAUAGUUUCCAAACCAUCACUGAACAGUUCAUGCAACAGAAACUUGACUUAGGGUGUGCAUGCAGAUGGGGUGGGACUACUGGAACUGUAGGAGAGGCUCCUUUUGGCAUUCCUUGUAAUAUUAAAAUCACAGGAAAGAGGGCAAAAAAUGGGAUCCAAGAAAUGGAGUGUUGUUCUCUAGAAUCUGACUGGAUCUAUUUCCACCCUGAUGCUUCUGGUAGAAUAAUACAUGUUGGCCCAAAUCAAGUCAAAGUUUUAAAGCUAACUGAAACAGAAAAUAAUAGUUCUCAGUAUCAGAUCUCUGAAGAUUUUGUCAUUUUGGCCAACAGGGAGAACAAAAAUGAAAACCUAUUCACUGUUACAGCUUCUGGACGGGUGGUAAAAAAAAGUUUUCACCUUCUGGAUGAUGACCCAGAACAAGAGACUUUCAAAAUUGUGGACUAUGAAGAUGAGUUGGAUUUGCUUUCUGUGGUAGCUGUUACUCAGAUAGAUGCUGAAGGCAAAGCUCACCUGGAUUUCCACUGUAAUGAAUAUGGAACCUUACUUAAAAGCAUUCCACUAGUGGAGUCAUGGGAUGUGACAUACAGCCAUGAAGUCUACUUUGACAGAGACUUGGUGCUACACAUAGAACAGAAACCCAACAGGGUCUUCAGCUGCUAUGUUUACCAGAUGGUAUGUGACACUGGGGAAGAAGAAGAAACCAUAAACCGAAGUUAUUAAAAAGAGUGAGAUUAUGUUAACUUAAGAGACUUUUAGCCAAACACUGUCUCCAGUCCUCCUCUGUACUAUCUGCAUGGCAUAGUCUCUAGUAUUUUCCAGAAAAUGUCUUGUGUUGACUUCAGACUUUCUAAACUCUUGGUGUAGAAGAUUGUGAGGACUUCGUUUUAUGUAAUGACUUUUUAGAAUGCUGUCCCGAGAAGUCUACUGUUUUGGAGCUUUCAGCUAAGUGGUAAUGUAAAUAUAAAAUACUGGGAACAGAAAAGGACAGGUUAAUUUCAGUUAUUGAGGAGAGGGUCAUUGAUAGGAAGGUAUUUAACAUGGUUCUUAGAGGAUGGUAUGGAAUUUUAAUUGGUAA
This is a messenger RNA of Propithecus coquereli (Coquerel's sifaka), 1759 nucleotides long. It is a transcript of the gene DCAF17, whose product is annotated as DDB1 and CUL4 associated factor 17. The coding region runs from base 1 to 1404 and encodes 467 amino acids. The record is from RefSeq and is a predicted model, not a curated record. The transcript is spliced from 14 exons. NCBI's taxonomy places the organism in Eukaryota, Metazoa, Chordata, Mammalia, Primates, Indriidae. Gene Ontology annotation, cellular component: Cul4-RING E3 ubiquitin ligase complex. Gene Ontology annotation, biological process: protein ubiquitination.